CCUUGAGUAAAAAUGUAUCUGCACAUGGAAUGAUCUCCAUGGAAGCAGAAGAAAGUCAUUGGAGUGAUGCAAUUCCAUAAUUCAACGCCGGAGGGUGUUUUUAUUUCUGGUGGACCGAUGGCUGUGAUACAAUCAUUGGGGUCAAAUCCAGCUGCUGCCAACUUGAGGUUGGCAGUAGCUUCAUCGUCAAUAAUUGGGAGUCUAAUGUUGCUGUUGCUAGCAUCAGUACGCUGUCGUUUUGCUUGCGGUUCGAGCGGCAAAGACAUGAUGUUGAUCUCACGAAGAAGGAAGCGAUAAUAAUGGAUUUCUUUACUGUAUUGUGGUUCCGAUACCCCUCCAAAAUUGUUUUAGGCGCGAAGGAAUUUAGGGUCCAUUGCAAAAGGGGGUCAUGGGGAUCACACAAGCCCCCUAACUUAGUUAAACAAUACAAUAAUAAUGCGACGAUGGUCUGCCGACCUCGAAAAUAAACUGUCACAUUUUGGCCCAAACUUCAAUAAAGAAUUUGACCAUGGUGCAACCAUCCGAUGCUUCCUCGUCACGCCUUUCUGCGGCAUCUUCGCGCCCAUCCCAAGUCAGCAUCGGUGGUGAAGACUUGCCACCGUCUUCGUCUUGGUACACCAAUGUUUCUCAUGGCAAGCAAUCUGGCAGUCUCUUGUUGAACGAAGAAGCCGUGCAUUUCUACACCGACAAUGGCUUGCAGUCGGUGUCGUUGAAAUGGUCCAACAUUCAACGCAUCAAGGCCAAUGCCGUGGGAAGCAGUGCUAGAUCCCUUCUCAAGGUGACCAUCAACAAAGAAGAUGGCAACAACAACAAUGAUAGUUUUACAUUUCAAUUUGAGACUCGAGAUGAACUCGACAAAGCUCGUAAUGACAUGAAAACUCGAUGGAAGGUAUCGCAAGGUGGCCAGGUGGCACGAGAGAACAAUACAAUGUCAUCGGAUAUUCAACACGAAGAACUAGAAGUCUUUGAAGACGAAGACGAAACCGUAUCGCUUCUACCAGAAAGCACGCCAAACAACAAUCGACGCCACAUGCCUCGUCGCAGCAAGGCUCGAUCGGAACGCAACCUUUUGGACGUCAAUCGAGAACGCAGCCAUACAAAGGAAAGGCGUCGGGCAAGUGACAGCAUGGCUCAAUACAGAGAUGUUCCUCAAACCCUCCUGGUUGCACCGCCCAUGGCCAAUCCACAUCAUCACGACAACCGCUAUCUCUGGGAGUCUCGGAAACCAGAUCCUUCUGUAUCCAGCAGCCAAUCUACUCGCCGAAAUUCCAACCCAACUCCAGCAAAGGGUCGUUCCACCUCUUUCAGUGUGACAGACUCCUCUUCCAAAUCGACAACCCACGUGUCCUCUCGUAGCAAAAAACUUUCCCCAACAGUCAUCAUCAAGAAGGCAUCCACCGAAAGCACCGGCUCGUCAUCCUCCACGUCGUCCCUCCCCGACACUCCCCAAAGUGCUGCUGGAAAGUCGUCGAGUGCACAUCAAAUCGUCGUGACGUAUCCCAACCAGCAGAUUCACCGAGUUCCGUCGACCAAUGUCUACACGGUGCAAGGUGACGCCAUUCCAUUGCCUGCCGGUGCGUACGAGAUUCACGAGGAACGCAAAAUACUCGUGGGGCGAAAAGGUAGUGGUAGCCGCAAACCCCAAAAAGGCCCCAGCAAUGCGAAUGACAAGGUCCGCAUGGUGUCUCGGGAUCAAAUCAUGGUACAAACAGGCAGCAAACGACAGCUCUUGAUGGACUUUUCCGACAUGGAUCGGACCCAUUCUGUACGAGUCCUAUCGUUGGACCAGUUUGGCUAUCCGACGGGCGUCAGUCGCACCGUUUCCUUGGAUGACGACCAGGACUUGGAAGUGGGGCAAUGCAACAAUGAUGAAGGUUCUGUGGAUUACGAUCACUUUUACUUUGCGGGCUAUCUUAUUUCCAAAAGAGUCUGCUUUGGGUCUGUCAUGUUUGCUUGUAUGGGAUUGAUUUGCUUGAUUGUUGCCAUUGUUUUGGUGGUGGUGUAUGCGGACUUUGGCGGAGACACCAGUACCCGUGUAGACCUUGGCAGUUUGGUUUCCGAUGACACAAUUUACAGCGGGGCGCCCUAAUCGAACGCCGCCUUUUCAAUACAACCGAGAGUAGAACUAGUUUAGAUUGUUGCGGUUUCUAUCAUGACCUUUAGAAGUAACCUGACUUUUAGAAUAAAUUACUGUAGUCCAAGACUUGCUACGUGAAAGAAAGAUCUUAUGGUCUUUGACUGUCUUCCUUCCUCCCUUGUGUCAUUUGCUUUUGUCCUCCUGGAGAAAGAUGCAAGCUAAAAGAGAAGGAGAAGGCUUGGUUUCUUGCAGCUUUGCUGUGUGUUUUUAGUAUUCCGCAUUGGUCCUCGCGCGAU
Messenger RNA from Seminavis robusta, 2373 nucleotides. NCBI's taxonomy places the organism in Eukaryota, Bacillariophyta, Bacillariophyceae, Naviculales, Naviculaceae. The record is from the annotation of a GenBank genome assembly.